AUCCAACAAGACGCAAGAGAAAAAAAAAAUAUUGCAAGAUUUUGGCGGAGUUCGAGCGGAUUCCAUCAGCUCACAUGCGCCGCUGCCAUACCACGAGAGCGAAUCCUGGCCGUCCGUUCCGGCGCUGGCUGGGCUACUAGUAGUAGAAAACUAUCAGCAGCAGCAGCAGCAGCCUGACAGAUCAGUUGUGGGUGGUGGUGGUUCUUGCUUGGCGCGACGCCGCCCGCGCAGCACCCAGCCAGCGGAGAGGAGAGGAGAUCCGAUCGACCUCGCCCUCGCGUGUUCCCCUUCCUCCUCCUCCCCCUCGCGUGCCAAAGGCCGCUUCUUGCGCCGUCGUCCUCGAGGGGAUCUCGCUCGCCGUGGUUGGGACUCGGGAGGAAGAAAAGGUGAGGUGAGGUGGCCUGGCCUUCCUCUCUUCUUCUACUCUGCUGCUGCUGCGGCUUCCAGCUUCCAGGGAGUGGCUGGCUCUUGGGCUUCCGUUUGAGACGCCCUUUUCCCUCUCUUCUGAUCUGGGAACGAGCGAGGACGCGCGCCUCCUCCUCGGUUCUUGUCUCGUUUUCUUGUUCUUCCUCUUCUUCGGAGGUGGUAGCAAGGUGAGUGAAGAUGUCGGGCGCUGCUCUGGUCGCAAUCGCGGCUUCGAUUGGUAAUCUGCUGCAGGGAUGGGACAAUGCCACCAUUGCAGGUGCUGUUUUAUACAUAAAGAAGGAAUUCAAUCUCGAAAGUGAGCCCACUGUUGAGGGGCUAAUCGUGGCCAUGUCACUGAUUGGUGCAACUAUCAUCACAACAUUCUCGGGGCCAGUAUCAGACUGGAUCGGCCGGCGCCCUAUGCUCAUUCUCUCUUCAAUUUUGUACUUCCUCGGCAGCCUCAUCAUGCUAUGGUCCCCGAACGUCUAUGUAUUACUGCUGGCACGACUUAUAGAUGGAUUCGGCAUCGGCUUGGCUGUCACACUUGUACCUUUGUACAUCUCAGAGACAGCUCCUUCAGAGAUUAGGGGGUUGCUGAACACGCUGCCACAGUUCAGUGGGUCAGGGGGGAUGUUCUUGUCAUACUGCAUGGUGUUUGGGAUGUCACUGUUGCCAUCACCUGACUGGAGAAUUAUGCUUGGCGUUCUCGCGAUCCCUUCGCUGUUCUUCUUUGGAUUGACAAUAUUUUACCUGCCAGAAUCACCAAGAUGGCUUGUCAGCAAGGGGCGGAUGGCAGAGGCAAAGAAGGUUUUGCAAAAAUUACGUGAGAGGGAGGAUGUCUCAGGAGAAAUGGCUCUUCUUGUUGAAGGCCUGGAGGUUGGAGCUGACACUUCCAUUGAAGAGUACAUCAUCGGACCGGCUACUGAGCCAGCUGAUGAACAUGUCGUUGAUGGUGAUAAGGACCAAAUAACACUAUAUGGACCUGAAGAGGGACAAUCAUGGAUUGCUCGACCUUCUAAGGGACCCAGCAUUCUUGGAAGUGUGCUUUCUCUCACAUCUCGUCAUGGCAGCAUGGUGAACCAGAGUGUGCCACUUAUGGAUCCUAUAGUCACGCUUUUUGGCAGCGUCCAUGAGAACAUGCCUCAUGCCGGAGGAAGCAUGAGGAGCACAUUGUUUCCCAACUUUGGUAGUAUGUUUAGUGUGACAGAUCAGCACCCCAAGGUUGAUCAAUGGGAUGACGAGAAUCUUCAUAGGGAUGAUGAGGAAUAUGCAUCUGAUGGUGCUGGAGGUGACUAUGAAGACAAUGUCCACAGCCCAUUGCUGUCUCGACAAACCACGAGCGCGGAAGGGAAGGACAUUGCACACCACGGUCAUCGUGGAAGUUCUCUGAGUAUGAGAAGAAGAAGCCUAUUGGAAGAGGGUGGUGAGGCGGUGAGCAGCACUGGCAUUGGUGGGGGAUGGCAGCUUGCAUGGAAAUGGUCAGAGCGAGAAGGCGAGGAUGGUAAGAAGGAAGGAGGAUUUAAAAGAAUCUACUUGCACCAAGAGGGAGUGCCUGGAUCAAGAAAGGGCUCAGUUAUUUCACUUCCUGGUGGUGGAGAUGCUACUGAAGGCAGUGAUUUCAUACAUGCUGCUGCUUUGGUAAGCCAACCAGCACUUUACUCCAAGGAUAUCAUGGAACACCGAAUGUCUGGCCCAGCCAUGAUCCAUCCAUCAGAGGCAGCUGCCAAAGGUCCAAGCUGGAAAGACCUGUUUGAACCAGGAGUGAGGCGCGCAUUGUUAGUUGGUGUUGGAAUUCAGAUCCUUCAACAGUUUGCUGGAAUAAAUGGGGUUCUCUACUACACCCCACAAAUACUUGAGCAAGCUGGUGUGGCAAUUCUCCUUUCCAAUCUUGGCCUCAGUUCAGCAUCAGCAUCCAUCUUGAUCAGUUCUCUCACCACCUUACUGAUGCUUCCUAGCAUUGGUUUAGCGAUGAGACUUAUGGAUAUUUCUGGAAGAAGGUUUCUGCUUCUGGGCACAAUUCCAGUCUUGAUAGCAUCUUUAGUUAUCUUGGUUGUGUCUAAUGUUAUCGACUUGGGUACAGUACCCCAUGCCGCGCUCUCCACAGUCAGCGUCAUCAUCUACUUCUGCUGCUUCGUCAUGGGCUUUGGUCCAAUCCCCAACAUUCUAUGUGCAGAGAUUUUCCCCACUAGGGUCCGCGGCAUCUGCAUCGCCAUCUGUGCCCUGACAUUCUGGAUUGGUGAUAUCAUUGUCACCUACAGCCUCCCUGUCAUGCUGAAUGCCAUCGGCCUAGCAGGUGUCUUCGGUAUAUACGCAGUUGUUUGCUUGAUCGCCUUUGUGUUCGUCUUCCUCAAGGUCCCUGAGACGAAGGGGAUGCCGCUCGAAGUUAUCACUGAAUUCUUUGCAGUUGGUGCAAAGCAAAUGCAGGCUGCAAAAGCCUAAUUCCUUUCAGCAGCUCAGCUUUCAGUCUUUACACUGUAAAUUGAAGGAAGAUGGCAUCAUGGGGUCGGAGGAGCUUUUGAGUUGUAAAUGAGAAGGGAGGAGAAUUACUGUUCAUGAUCCUUAUGCAACAGAAAAGAGUUCAUUACCGGCAAGGGAAGCUGUAAAGUAGGAAUUUUUCAUGUUGUUCAUGGCCACCUCUUGUUUACUAGCACUUUAUUAGGUAAUGUUGUUAUUAUUCAUCAGUAGUUGUUGCUAGGGGUGUUCAAAAUAAACUGGCUAAUCUGAUUUUGGGCUACUAUAUUGAGGUUCAUAAUAAUAAGUACAACAAUGUUUUCUAUGUCACCUUGCAAGCUUUUGCACUUUGUUGUACUGUAAAUUGUAUGGGAAGUUAAUAGUUUAGUAAUGGUGCCACUCUAAAAGCAA
Messenger RNA from Oryza brachyantha (malo sina), 3267 nucleotides. RefSeq names its product monosaccharide-sensing protein 2-like. Gene Ontology annotation, biological process: transmembrane transport. Lineage: Eukaryota; Viridiplantae; Streptophyta; Magnoliopsida; Poales; Poaceae. Gene Ontology annotation, cellular component: membrane. The transcript is spliced from 7 exons. Gene Ontology annotation, molecular function: myo-inositol:proton symporter activity. The coding region runs from base 604 to 2844 and encodes 746 amino acids. The record is from RefSeq and is a predicted model, not a curated record.